GUAUGAUGAGAUGAAAGCCAUUUUAAUCAUAACGUUAACGCUAAUUACGUUUUCAAUUACAAAAUGCGAGAAAAAAAACGAAAAUAAAAUGAAUACUGAUGUUUUGACAACAACUACUAUGACAAUGGAAGACGAGGCUAGAAACAGCGACGUGGAUCUUAUGGGAAUUAUGUUAGAUUGUAAUGACACGUUUCGUGUUGAAAUGCCAUAUUUAGAUACUUUCAAUAAGAGCGGCAGUUUUCCAGACGAAACGGACAGGACACCGAAGUGCUUCGUACGUUGCGUUUUGGAAAAAUCGGAAGUUGCAAUGGAAGAUAAUCAGUUUAACGUGACUCGCACUGCUGAAUUGUUUCAACAAAUCAGAGACAUCCCUCAGGAGGAAAUUCUCGAAAUGGCGACGCCUUGUUCGGACAGAUCCGAAAGCUGUAAGUGCGAACGAUCCUAUCAGUACUUAAAAUGCAUUUUAGAAACAGUCAUAGACAAAUAUGAUACGACUUAAUGUAUUACGAGAUAAAUAAUA
Vanessa tameamea is the source of this 520-nucleotide messenger RNA. RefSeq names its product general odorant-binding protein 84a (gene Obp84a). NCBI's taxonomy places the organism in Eukaryota, Metazoa, Arthropoda, Insecta, Lepidoptera, Nymphalidae. The transcript is spliced from 4 exons. The record is from RefSeq and is a predicted model, not a curated record. Bases 11 to 499 code for a protein of 162 amino acids. Gene Ontology annotation, molecular function: odorant binding.